Messenger RNA from Pocillopora meandrina, 345 nucleotides. NCBI's taxonomy places the organism in Eukaryota, Metazoa, Cnidaria, Anthozoa, Scleractinia, Pocilloporidae. The record is from the annotation of a GenBank genome assembly.
AUGAACGAAUCCUUGGUGCACUUUUUUAUCUCUUGUCGUUAUACUAAGGAUUUCUGGGCUGAGGUAAUAAAGUGGUUCGAUAAUCAAGGCGUAAAGAUAAAACACCUCUCUGAAAAAGAUAUAAUGUUUGGUAUUUUAAGGUGCGAAGACGAAUUAUUAAUCAAUCAUAUUUUAAUAAUUGCCAAACAGUAUUUACAUUCUUGCCGACAGAACAAAUCUCUUCCUUCAAUUAAAGUAUUAAACCUCAAAAUUAAAACGAUCCACCAACUCGAGACAAUGAUUGCAAAAUCAAAUAAUAGGCUAAAAGCUCAUAAUAUGAAAUGGGACAAGUACAAAAAUUAUUAG